This is a messenger RNA of Balaenoptera musculus (blue whale), 5304 nucleotides long. RefSeq names its product endoplasmic reticulum aminopeptidase 1 (gene ERAP1). Gene Ontology annotation, molecular function: metalloaminopeptidase activity; zinc ion binding; peptide binding. Bases 165 to 3332 code for a protein of 1055 amino acids. The record is from RefSeq and is a predicted model, not a curated record. NCBI's taxonomy places the organism in Eukaryota, Metazoa, Chordata, Mammalia, Artiodactyla, Balaenopteridae. The transcript is spliced from 21 exons. Gene Ontology annotation, cellular component: cytoplasm. Gene Ontology annotation, biological process: proteolysis; peptide catabolic process.
AAACCAAACCAAACCAAACCAAAAAAACCCUCCAGAGAUACACGCAGGGGAAAUGAUCUGUAUUCCUAAAGGGGUGCUCCGCCCCGCCUGGGCCCCCAGCAGUGCAACCCUGCGGCUUCCCUUGCUGCCGCACUGUUUUGUGAACUCCUGUCUUGGGAACAGCGAUGUCUGCUCGUCCCCACUACCGGGCUUCCCCUUGCCCAGCUUCCGCCUCGGCCUGGGGCGCCCCUGCGCCUGCCGAGGCUCGACCCCGCGCCCUGCGCUUCUGCGUGCAGCUCCGGCUCCACUUUCACUUUCGGUCCCGGGGCGGCCAAGGCAGGCAGCAGCGGCAUGGUCCCCGAGCCACAGCAGUGACAAGCUGUUAUCAAUGCUUGUUAAUUUCAUUGUUCAGAGCAUUUUGGAAGAAGGUCCAUUACCUCUUGAUGAUGGAUUUCACAUUCCAUAGUGUCCCAAUGAAGCCUGCAGAUCUACUCUGUGGGGAAGCGAGAGGCAGUUCAAGCAAGAUGAUAUCUCUGUCCAUCAAACGGCCCCUUGUGACCAUGUCCUUUCUGCUUUCAUCACUGUUGAUGCUCUUAACUGUGGCAACUCCAUCCUGGUGUCAGAGGAGUGAAACGACAUCUCCAAAGGCUAGUAACAGGGCACCAUUUCCUUGGAAUAAAAUGCGACUUCCUGAGCACAUCACCCCAGUUCAUUACGAUCUCGUGAUUCAUGCCAACCUCACCACUCUGACUUUCGGGGGAACCACGGAAAUAGAAAUCACAGCCAGCAAGCCCACCAGUACCAUCGUCCUGCAUAGUCACCACCUGCAAAUAUCUAAGGCCGCCCUGAGGAAGGGAGCUGGUGAGAGGCAGUCUUUAGAGCCGCUGAGAGUCCUGGAAUACCCGCCUCAGGAGCAAAUCGCACUCCUGGCUCCUGAGCCCCUGGUGGUUGGGCUCCCAUACACCAUUGUCAUUGACUAUGCUGGCAAUCUUUCUGAGAGUUUCCAUGGAUUUUAUAAAAGCACCUACAGAACCAAGGAAGGGGAAGUGAGGAUACUUGCAUCAACACAGUUUGAACCGACUGCAGCCAGAAUGGCCUUUCCCUGCUUUGACGAACCUGCUUUCAAAGCGAGUUUUUCAAUCAAGAUCAGAAGGGAACCAAGACACCUCGCCAUCUCCAACAUGCCACUGGUUAAAUCUGUGACUGUUGCUGAAGGACUCGUAGAAGACCAUUUUGAUGUGACUGUGAAGAUGAGCACCUACCUGGUGGCCUUCAUUGUUUCAGAUUUUAAGUCUGUCAGCAAGAUGACCAAAAGUGGCGUCAAGGUUUCCGUAUAUGCUGUUCCAGACAAGAUAAAUCAGGCAGAUUAUGCACUGGAUGCCGCGGUGACUCUUCUAGAAUUUUAUGAGGAUUAUUUCAGCAUUCCAUAUCCCUUAUCCAAACAAGAUCUUGCUGCUAUUCCUGACUUUCAGUCUGGUGCUAUGGAAAACUGGGGACUGACAACAUACAGGGAAUCUUCUCUACUGUUUGAUGCUGAAAAGUCUUCUGCAUCAAGUAAGCUUGGCAUCACGAUGACUGUGUCCCAUGAACUCGCCCACCAGUGGUUUGGGAACCUCGUCACUAUGGAAUGGUGGAAUGAUCUUUGGCUAAAUGAGGGAUUUGCCAAGUUUAUGGAGUUCGUGUCUGUCAGUGUGACUCAUCCAGAACUGAAAGUUGAAGAUUAUUUCUUUGAUAAGUGUUUUAAUGCUAUGGAGGUAGAUGCGUUAAACUCCUCACACCCUGUGUCCACACCUGUGGAGAAUCCUGCUCAGAUUCGGGAGAUAUUUGAUGAAGUUUCUUAUGAAAAGGGAGCCUGUAUUCUGAAUAUGCUAAGGGAUUAUCUUGGUGCCGAUGCAUUUAAAAGUGGUAUUGUAAAGUAUCUGCAGAAGUAUAGCUAUAAAAACACAAAAAACGAGGACCUUUGGAAUAGUAUGGCAAGUAUUUGCCCUACAGAUGGCACACAACGAAUGGAUGGAUUUUGUUCUAGAGGUGAACAUUCAGCUUCAUCUUCGCACUGGCGACAGGAAGGCCUUGAUGUGAAAACCAUGAUGAACACCUGGACGCUUCAGAAGGGCUUUCCCCUGAUAACCAUCACAGUGAGAGGGAGGAACGUACACGUGAAGCAAGAGCACUACGUGAAAGGCCCGGACGACGCCCCAGAAACUGGGUACCUGUGGCAUGUCCCAUUGACAUUCAUUACCAGCAACUCAGACUCAGUCCAGCGAUUUUUGCUGAAGACAAGAACAGAUGUGCUCAUCCUCCCAGAAGAGGUGGAAUGGAUCAAAUUUAAUGUUGGAAUGAAUGGCUAUUACGUCGUGCAUUAUGAGGAUGAUGGAUGGGAUUCUUUGACUGGCCUUUUAAAAGGAACACACACGGCAAUCAGCAGUAGUGAUCGGGCCAGUCUCAUUAACAAUGCAUUUCAGCUUGUCAGCAUUGGAAAGCUAUCCAUUGAAAAAGCCUUGGAUUUAAGCUUGUACUUGAAACAUGAAACUGAAAUCAUGCCAGUGUUCCAAGGUUUGAAUGAACUGAUACCUAUGUAUAAGUUAAUGGAGAAAAGAGAUGUGAAUGAAGUGGAAACUCAGUUCAAGGCCUUUCUCAUCGGGCUGCUGAGGGACCUCAUUGAUAAGCAGACUUGGACGGAUGGGGGCGCCAUCUCAGAGCGAAUGCUGCGGAGUCAGCUGCUCCUACUGGCCUGUGUGCGCAAGUACCAGCCCUGUGUGCAGAAGGCAGAAGGCUAUUUCAGACGGUGGCAGGAAGCCAAUGGGAAUUUGAGCCUGCCCAGCGAUGUGACCUUGGCAGUGUUUGCUGUAGGGGCCCAGAACCCAGAAGGAUGGGAUUUUCUUUAUAGUAAAUAUCAAUCGUCAUUGUCCAGUACUGAGAAAAACCAAAUUGAAUUUGCUCUCUGUAUUACCCACAAUAAAGAAAAGCUUCAGUGGCUACUAGAACAAAGUUUUAAGGGAGAUACAAUAAAAACUCAAGAGUUUCCAGAUAUUCUUAGAGCUAUCGGCAGAAACCCAGUGGGAUAUCCAUUGGCCUGGCAGUUUCUGAGGGAAAAUUGGAAUAAACUUGUACAAAAGUUUGAACUUGGCUCAAAUUCCAUAGCCUACAUGGUAAUGGGAACAACAAAUCAAUUCUCGACAAGAGCACGGCUUGAAGAGGUAAAAGAAUUCUUCAGCUCUUUGAAGGAAAAUGGGUCUCAGCUCCGUUGUGUCCAACAAACAAUUGAAACCAUUGAGGAAAACAUACGUUGGAUGGAUAAGAAUUUUGAUAAAAUCAGAGUGUGGCUACAAAAUGAAAAGCUUGAACUGCUGUAACAAUCCGUUCCUUGUUGGUUCCUGUGAUGUGUGAUCUCCAACAUUUUAUUGAAUGUGAAUAUUUUCAAAAUAGAGAUGGUUGUCUUGGCUCCCAGUGAAUAUAUUUCCUGCUCCUUCAACUCCUUAUUCAUUCGUCCCUUCUUAUGAAGACUGGCUGCUAACUUUUUCAUCAGGGGGUUAUUGCCACCACAUGUUCCAUUAUAGGUGUUACCCCCAAAUGUAAACCCAAGUGGUGGGUUCCCUACUACGGAGAAGUGAAGUACCUUAUUCUUCUAUUUUAUAUUUUAUACUUAAGCCCUGCGGUCUCCAAACCCCUGGUCCCCACACCCUGCUCCCCAUGGGCUUCUCAUUCAUAAGCUGUUGUGUCAGUCUCCUGGGAAGACUCUGAACAGUAGUGACUACUGAACCAUGAACCCCUGGGGCAGUGAUUGAGCCAGAAGGGCCCUGAUCUGCUUUCCACCUUUCUCUCCCUUGCUGCAUGCCCAGGGGCUGACUUGUUGGAGGGCCACAUCAUGAGACUUCCCUGUCCUCUGGCUUUCCGUUGACCUCCCAGGAGGGCAGAUAAGAGCUGGGGUUGGGGACAGAGUAGGUGAUGGUGUUUAUUCCCCCGGUUCCCUUGCAGGUUGCCUCAGGCUGGCCUCCACCGAAGGUCUCAGCUCUAGGGAGGUGGCCCUCUUUCCCACAAGCCUUCUCCAUCUGUGUGUUCUAGUAAGUGCUUCCUCCUCUCACCCCUUCAGGGUGAAGGGUGAAGUGGGAGCCUGGCUUUAAUUAGUCCUGGCUGGACCUGUGGUUUCCAUACAUCCUGCUCACAUUUUUGUUUCAAAAACAAAAAACAAACAAAAACCCCCCAAAAAACCUUUUAUAGAUCCCUCCUCAGAUAAUCCUAAUUUGAGUGUGCCAUCUAUUUCCUCAGGACCCUGACUAAUAGUGUCUCUUCUGAAAAAGCCGAGUGCAUUCAGGUCUAGAAGAGAAACCUUUCAUUUGAAGUUGAACCUCAGAGCUUUUGAUCCUUAGGUAGGUGAUGCUUCCUCUCCUUGUUCCUUAUUUGGCCUAGUUUAUAAUCUCUAAAUAAGUUGUUAUUAGCACUUAUUGCCAGUAAGGCAUUGCAGUCUCUAGUAAAUGAUAAGGUAUUGUGAAAUGGAAAAUACUUGCUUAUAUUAGCCUAAGUGAAGACAGUGUGUUGUACUGGAAUUGAAGUCUUUUAUGAGUUUUUUUUUUAAUAUAUUGCAAAAGUUAAGAUAAAGGAAUAUGAUAUGACAAAUGUCAAUGUGUUUUUCUAAUACAGUAUGGAAUAGAGGAUCUUUUCUGGACAUAAAUGUGUUUGCAAUUCCAUUUUCAUACAUAUUGCAUGGCUUAAUGGCUUGAGAACUAAAACCAGAAAUCACUGGUAAUGUCCAUCCCCAUGUGUCUUUCUUCUAAAAAAACAUACAAAGCCAAGAUUUUAAUGUAAAAUAUUUUUCUUUAAUUGCAUCUUAUAUCUUGAUUAAUGAAACAUGGAAAUAGUGGUUUUCAGUUUUGGUCACCUGAGGAACCUCUUUUCAUUUGCUUUUAGAGAAGUCCAUUUUCUAAAGAGACACAAUAUUGCCACACAAUGUGCAAAACCCUUUUUGGUAAUAAAAAAUUGUUAUUUACCUCUAAGCAAAUAUUUGCAGUUAUUUACUCCAAAUUAGAUGGGUAAAAAGGACUGAUUUAGAUCUUGUAGCUUACUCAACUCAUCAUUAAUUACUAUCAAACACCCAAGUAUUGAAGACGUUUCUAAUAAACAAAAAGGCAUAUUCUGAGUACCUUAAAUAAAUGUUUACUUUAACAGGUAUUUCCUAAAUCUCUGGAUUUUGGUAUGUAAUUUUAAAAUACUUACAUAUAUGCAUGUAAAUUAGUAAUACUGCAGCCAUAUCCUUGCAAACACAUCUGUCAAUGUCAAAGGUUUCACUUUUUUUUUUUUUUUAAACAAAACCACUUUGUACUACCUAUA